Molecule: messenger RNA, 1738 nt
Organism: Pezoporus occidentalis (night parrot)
Lineage: Eukaryota; Metazoa; Chordata; Aves; Psittaciformes; Psittacidae
Gene: CYSRT1
Product: cysteine rich tail 1
Exons: 2
Coding region: 147-650 (167 amino acids)
Source: RefSeq, a predicted model, not a curated record
GCCGCUGGCUCCCAGUGCAGAGCCCGUCGGGAGCAGCCCACCCUCAGCGCCGCCCCGCUCCGCUGCUGGGAGGGGACGGGAAGGACCCGCUCCAGGCCAGGAAAUCCUUGCUUUCUCCUCCCGCAGGGCCGCAGUGGGCAGCCACAAUGCGCUUCCCCCGCGCCGCUGCCAAGCCCCGGCGUGACCCGGGCCCGGGAGCCGCGGGAGAGCCGCGCGGAGGGAGUUGGGCAAUGCCAGCCAGGCCCCAUGUGCUGACAGCAAGCAGGGACAUGGAUCGUGGCGUCAGCCUGGAGAACCCCUAUGCCAGCGUCAACAUCCCACGGGAACAGUUCCAGCAAAGCUUUAUCACUCGCUACCUGAAGGAUGAGCCCACUGUCAUCGCCAACCCUGCAGCUGUGCCCACCUACACGGAGGAGAAGGAGGAUCCCGCUGGCAGCUGGAACAGCCCAGCCAUUUCCACGGAGAAGUCCUGGUCCCGUCCCUACAACCCCUAUGCCAGCCUGAGGAUGCCCAACAGGGAAUUGUCCAGCUCUUUCUACACUGUCACCCUGGACAAUCCACCCAAAAGCCAGGAGCUGGAGGCCAGUGGGGGAUGCGGGUGCUGCAAGCGCUGCUCCCACUGUAGAAAGUGCUGCUGUGUCAUCUCUUAAGGGCCCUCGUGGGACGUGCUGACCAUGGGAUGGGGACACGGCACCCAGCAGAGCCGGCACCUGGGAGUGGGCACUGGCUGGACUCUGCUGUUGCUUUCCACCACGAGCUCUGCAGCCAGAUACACCAGUGAUGGGCACUUGCCAGGUGCAGAGAGCCCAGUGUGGGGCGUGGGGGAGAAGGGCAGGUCCCCCCUGCCCCACUGAAGCCCAGGAUCCUUAAGGAUGGUGUGUGCCCAUUCAGAUGCGGCCAAGAAGAGCCUGCAAUGGGGUUGGUGCAGCACUUUGAGCCUGUGAGCCCAUGCACUGACCCUGCCCCUCUGCCCUUGCUGGAGAAUCUGGCUCUGGGGACAGUGCAGGCACUGCUGGCUUGCCAGAGGGUGGUUUUGGGUAAUGGCAGCCCUGUGCUUGUGGCAAAGGAGGGCACUGUCAUGGUCAUCCUCCUGGAGGGAAGCCAGGGACAUGUCUCCAGCCAGGAUUGGGACCCACAUCCCCAGAACUGAGGGGUCCCCCCACCCACAGCACUGUGGGGAUGGGGCAGCCCCUGUGCCAAGCUCCGCUGUGUACUUCUCCCCCCCUGCCACACUGGCCAUGGGACAGAGGGAAGGAGAUGGGAAGGACAGACAAAGUGUGGCAGGGUGCUGGGCAGUGCCCCAUGGCACAGCAUGGCUGUGGGUGUUAACAUCCCAGUGCCAGGAGACCCCUGGCCCCUUUUGGUUCCUCUUGCCAGGCAUGUGGGGUGCUGCACACAGCCCCUUGACCUGUGCACAUCCCGGCCUGAGCUCCACACUGCGUUGGGGCUGGUCCAGUGGGGAGAGCACUGGGACACCCUAUUUGGGAUGCAGACCCCUAUCAUUAGCCUUCUGUGACUCCCUGGGCAUGGAGGAUGGUGGGUGAGGAUCCUCCUGGGCUCUUGCAUUGCUGCUGGUGGGGCUCCAGGCUGGGUUUUGGGCUGGGGCUGGUGCCACCGACCUGGAACAAGCUGGCCCUUGUGUUGGCUUGGAAGCUGCUGCAGGAGCUGCCUGGUCUGCAAGGGCUUGGAAAGAGUGAUGACUUCAGGGUGCUGCAAAUAAAAUAACAGCCAUCUUCUC